CAGCGUAAAGCAAAUCGAUAGAACACAAUAGCAUUAAUGGCCAGAAAUAACAAUUACACAAGAGUCUACCGUGAGAUAUGUCGAUUUUUGGCUGUUAUUCUAACUCAUUUUCCGUUAAUUGCUUAUCAUCUUUUGUGGUUGAGAGUUAAGGGAGUUUGUAAGUCAGUUUACACCGGGAGAACCUAGGGUUUGGACUUCAUCGGCUGGCCUCACGAGAUCUAGAAGCGUUCACAUCAGUUGUCAUUGCUUAACGUCACCAUGUACAGUGCAGGUGGGACGGAGUGUACAACGCAGUAGUAUUUCAUACAGCGAGCAAGAUGCCCAGUCCAAGCGCAAGGGACAGGGAAAUAGCCACUUUACGCGAUAACCUGUUAGCCUUGGAGAGAGACUCUCGGAGUGUCUUUUACAACGGAAGUAAACCCAGUACCCCAAAGUCCCCUAGAAAGAGCACAGAGAAAUUCAAAUCAGCUUUCAGAAAAUGGAUGAGUACCGAAGAUUUAAGAUCUACAAGCGCUUCAAAAAGAGACGACCUGAAGGUCGACAAAAUAAGCAAGAACAACUUCAAGGCACCAAGUCUUGGUGGCGACCUCAAUGAUAAUAGGCCAGAUACAGCAGAUACGGCAAAAAUCAUGAAACCUCGAUUCCGAAAUCUAAGUCUAAUCGACACUGAUCAAGUUUUGAAGGUUCUGGGCGAUAAGAAAGGCUCUAAGGUCUUUAAAGAGACAAAAGGAUCUCGCCUCGUUGUGCAUAAGAUUCCGCCUGCUGCUAGUAAACCUAAUGGGGUGGAGGAUCAGAGAAAAACAUGCACUUCCGAAAAACAAGAAACAGCACCAGAAAUAUUAGACAGUGACAUAAACUCAUUUAUUGAUAGUGUUUUUGAACCAAUUCACGGGACAGACGACAAUGUUGACAGGCCGCAGUCAUCAUUCACUCCAAUAAGGCCUCGGCGACGAAUGAAAUCAAAAGAAGUGACUUCCAGUUUUGAUAGCGGUGUCUGCCUGUUCAGUGGAUCGGAUUCUGCUGGGGAUUCCCCAAGACUGUCCAGGCCAAUCAAAGCCUUGCAUGCAAUCCGAAUGAGUAGUGACAGUAAAGUAUCUACUGGAGAAAGAGAAGAGCGAUCUAGACUAAAAAGCGACAGCUUCCUCGUUCUUAACAAUGCUCCAAUACAAGCCGCCUCACUGAAAAUUGACGAGGGAUAUGAAGACGAAGAUUUUGUGCCCAGGGAUGAAAAUAUAAAUCCAUACGAUUCUCUGAUGGCCAUUGACAAAAAACACAGACGUACUGAACUCUGUGCAUCGCUAUCUGUAGACUCUACUGGUGUGUCCAAACAUAAAGAAAAAUUCGGUAUUGUGCGACCAACUUCUGAUGAAAAUGAAAAUAGCAAAUCGCCGCUGCGGAAAGCUAAAUCUCUGGACUCGACUCCCGUGAAAUCGUCUCAAGAACAGUCUCCUCCGUCGGCAAAUAAACGUGCAAGAAGAAUGUUACCACAAGUCCCCGGCAAUCUUUCAAACGAAACACAAAAGCCAGUUUCAAAAAACGGAAAUGAGAACAUCACGCCUAAUGAAUGCAACGCAUUAACCAAACAGGUUGGAAACCUAUCUAUGAGUCCAACUGAAUUCAGAGUCUCAGGAAAACGAAAUGGGACAGGUAAAAACACAGAAUCACGGGUCAACAUAGAAAUGGCUAAAACCAAGUCCAAUUGUAAUAGAAACUCUGAAUCGGAAAAGCGGCAUGCUAGCGAAACUUUUGUUAUUACAGGUGACAAUGCUUCCCACCAUUCAUUAUGUCGUACCGACGAGAUGGCAAGUGCCCGCAGUAGUCCUUUCGUACUGUGGAGUUCAAGCGACGAAGAGAAUUUGUUAAAACAUUCUAUGCAUUCAAGGAAAAAAGUAAGCCCUCACAACCGUAAAUCUCGUGACUCUGCUGUGGUGAGGUCUAGCAAAGGUGAUACACAUACCCAUUAUAAUCGCCCAAAGCCUCCGUCUUUACUUGCCAUAUCAAAAUGCUGUGACAUUGUACAUUUAACCAUAGAAAAGAAAGCGUUGGAGGAAUUUGGCUAUUCUUUUGCAAGAACUGUGUUUAGUAACACACAAUGUGAAAGAAACACGCCAGUGUCAAUUUGGACCAAGGGGGAUGUAAAAGACUCCUCGCCAUCUAGUUCUCCUACGGGAAAACGACUCGUACUUGGAGGAAAGUGCAGUGCGUUUACUCCUGUUGACGGAACCGCAGACACCAUAACGGCCCCCAGCCUUCUUAAAGUUCAAAUCUCGGGACGUGCUGGCGAGAGUUGUUAUCAUGCAGGGAAGCUGCAAGAAGGGGAUUAUGUUUUAGAGAUCAACGAGCAGCUGACCCUUGGUGCUACUAAAGAAGAAGCAGAGUCGAUAGUGAGCUCUGGACAGCACUAUAUCCAAAUGGUCAUUGCCAGACCCCGUGCAGUGACUAAAGCGUGUCAGGCAACUCUGAACUCGACUCACUGUGCUUCAACGACCGCGGCCACGGAAAUGCCUUCUUUGGACACCGAAAAGGUACAUCCAGAAGAAACCGACUGCACUGAUCUGGAAAAGGAAUUAAAAUUGUUGAAAAUCAGAUGCAAGGAUCUUCAAGAGGAGACAGCUAGAAAAGACGACAGGAUCGUACAUCUGUGCAAUCUACUGGAGGGCCAAACACAUCAGAGCAGAAAUAGCUACGCCGCCGACGGGGAAUACGAGACUGAAGUAGUUUCUGUCGUCUGAUAUUGAAUGAAAACUGAGGAUGCUUCAACGAACUAAAAAAUAAACAGGAUUUGGUAAUGUAUUGUUGGUUAUAAUCAAACCCGGUCGAGCACGUCCUUGCAUGAUAACAGGUCACAGUGACAUCGACGAGGUCAAAGUGACAACAACGGGGUCAGAGUGACAAUGGCCGAGGCCACAGUGCCAGCGACGAGGUCAAACUGAAAAGAUUUUGUCACGAAACUCGUGCCAUAAUUAACAAGAUAAAAUACUUUUGAUAGAUGUGCAUUCUCAUUUAUAAAUUCUUUAUAUACGUCGUAUCGAAAUUGUCGUCGUGAAUUAUGCACCUGCAAGCCAUAAUCAUUGCUGUACUUUAAAAAAUGGUGCAGUCCAUUUAUAAAGUUAUUUUAAAGAAUUAUGUCGAAAAUUCGUUUUAUUUUGUUAAUAAUACGCCCAUAUGAUGGAAAAAUAAAUCAAUUCAAAGUUGACGUCACCUUUGGUAGAUUUCCAAAUAAAACACUUCUCCGAUUCGA
Messenger RNA from Lingula anatina, 3241 nucleotides. RefSeq lists its product as uncharacterized. Gene Ontology annotation, molecular function: protein binding. The record is from RefSeq and is a predicted model, not a curated record. NCBI's taxonomy places the organism in Eukaryota, Metazoa, Brachiopoda, Lingulata, Lingulida, Lingulidae.